CGCAGCCAGACACCAUCCCACGUUGCCCGAAAAUGCGCCAGUGCGGCACCGGCCUUGCUGUCUGCUCUCGUCAAAGGGGGGAGUGAACUUUCCACAUGAUGCCUCUCGGUCGCAGACGACGUGAGACACUAGCGGCGUCUAAUGAAGCCGACGAGCGGGAUGAAAACAUCUCACAGACAAUGCAGUAGACGCUGAUAAGUGUCCUCGCAAAUUUAUGGUGCGGGCCUUAGCGCUCAGUCGCUGUCAGCUGCGGUGGAGCCCGGAGCCGCGAUACCAGUUGCAGCCGAGCCACGCCGGCGGGGCAUCCAUUACAAGGCGCCCGCGGCUCGCAGAGCGACGUCACACCGCCUGUCGGUCCAAAACGGGGUCUGUGCUACUGGCAGUGGGGAGUUCGCCAUGCCUCAUAACAUCAGAAGACGUUAGUGUUGGUUUGCACUGCGAUACCAAGUUAUCGCCGUUGAGAUAUGUGAGUGACUAAACGCUUGACCAUCUGUGGUGGUCAUAUGAGCACAAGGCAAGCUCGCUGUAUUACGAAGGGCAAAGUGAUUUUACACUUAAGUAUUACCACUAGGACGUGACAACAUCUGAGUAUCACCUACAGAGCACAUAGACCUUCAUAUUAUUAGGUGCUCAGUUUUCUUUGCUCGCCGUUAGUAACCGCGUGUAUGUACUUAUGCCCUUCUCGAUGUAGUGAAUCGAUUGUAAUGCCGCUAUCGAUAAAAAAUUCAAGGAACAUUUCUUAAUGAAGAUGUUCUUCAUCUCUUUCGACCGGGUGUCCGAAGAUAUCGGAUAGAAGCAGUAGAAAGUACGUUUCCCUUUGGGUUACCUCGGAUCGAGAACUGAAGCUUGUGUUUACUGGUUGGAACAGUGUUGAGUGAGACAGAUGCGCUGUUGUUAAACGUAGUAAGAGUUGUAGUGUUUCUGAGAGCGCAACGCGAUGGGUAUCACGGUUUCGAUAUCGACGCCUCCUCCAGACAUGAACGAAACUCUGGCGGAGGCGCUGCUGAACGAGACCCUGUCGGUGCGCGAGUACCUGGAGCUGACGCGCGGGCCCAAACACCUGUCGCCGUGGGUGGUGGUGCCCAUCACCGUCGUCUACUCCGUCAUCUUCGUGACGGGCGUGCUCGGCAACGUGGCCGUCUGCGCGGUCAUCGUACGCUCACCCAGCAUGCGCACCACAACAAACUACUACCUGUUCAGCCUCGCCAUCUCCGACCUCAUACUGCUCCUGUUAGGUCUGCCCAACGAGGUGAGCGUGUACUGGCAGCAGUAUCCGUGGGUCCUGGGGACAGGCGUCUGCAAGCUGCGAGCGCUCGUCUCAGAGAUGUCGUCGUACGUGUCGGUGCUGACGAUCGUGGCGUUCAGCCUGGAGCGCUACCUGGCCAUCUGCUACCCCAUCUACUCGUACACGAUGAAGGGCCUGCACAGCGCGCUCGGCAUCAUCGCCGUGCUCUGGAUGAUCGCCUUCGUGUCCGCCGUCCCCUUCGCCUACUACACCACCGUCGACUACGUCGAGUACCCUCCAGGUUCCGGGGCGCCGCUGGAGGAGUCGGCGUUCUGCGCGAUGCUGAUGCACAACCUGCCGGCCGGCUACCCGCUGUGCGAGCUCAGCAGCGUCUUCUUCUUCGUGCUGCCCAUGACGGUGAUGCUGGUGCUCUACACGCGCAUGGCGCGCGUCAUAUGGCGGCCGCGAGCCGUCCCCCGCGGCUCCGUACGCAAGGACCACAACCGCAAGCCCAUCGUGCGCAUGCUCGCGGCGGUGGUGCUGGCGUUCUUCAUCAGCUGGGCGCCCUUCCACAUGCAGAGGCUGAUGUACAUCUACGGGCGAGAUGCACCCAACUUUGAGGAGAUCAACGAGGUGAUGUACUACGUGACGGGCUGCUUCUACUACUUCUCGGCCACCAUUAACCCCAUCCUGUACAACGUCAUGUCCGCCAAGUACCGCAACGCCUUCCUGCAGACCCUGUGCGGGCGCCAGAAGUCCCGUCCAGGUGGCCGAGGCGAACAGUCCAGCUUCCGCGAGAACACGGUAGUCGGAUAUUUGUUGGAUUCGAGAGAAGAAAUAUCCUCAGAAUUAAAGGAAAUAUGAAGGUACGACGGUUCAGUGAGCCGCGCGAGCACCACGCGCUACUCGGUGUGUCGCGGGACGGCAGCCGCCGGCGACAGG
Schistocerca americana (American grasshopper) is the source of this 2167-nucleotide messenger RNA. RefSeq names its product neuropeptides capa receptor-like. Gene Ontology annotation, cellular component: plasma membrane. Lineage: Eukaryota; Metazoa; Arthropoda; Insecta; Orthoptera; Acrididae. Bases 938 to 2089 code for a protein of 383 amino acids. Gene Ontology annotation, molecular function: neuromedin U receptor activity. The record is from RefSeq and is a predicted model, not a curated record. The transcript is spliced from 8 exons. Gene Ontology annotation, biological process: neuropeptide signaling pathway.